Scomber scombrus (Atlantic mackerel) is the source of this 994-nucleotide messenger RNA. Its product is annotated as apolipoprotein A-IV-like. Gene Ontology annotation, biological process: lipoprotein metabolic process; very-low-density lipoprotein particle remodeling; high-density lipoprotein particle assembly. The coding region runs from base 109 to 876 and encodes 255 amino acids. The transcript is spliced from 4 exons. The record is from RefSeq and is a predicted model, not a curated record. Gene Ontology annotation, cellular component: extracellular region; chylomicron; high-density lipoprotein particle. Lineage: Eukaryota; Metazoa; Chordata; Actinopteri; Scombriformes; Scombridae. Gene Ontology annotation, molecular function: phosphatidylcholine-sterol O-acyltransferase activator activity; cholesterol binding; phospholipid binding.
ACAACUGUCACCUGUCUUCGGUAUAUAUACAUGAAACGCUCGCAGAACACACUCACAAACCCGCUAGACACCGAGAGAUACAACAGCUAAAAGCAGCAAGACACAGUCAUGAAGGUGUUCAUGGUACUAACCGUUGCAGUGCUGUCUGGCUGUCAUGCCAACCUCUUCUAUGCUGAUGCACCCAAGCCACAGAUGGAAGUGCUGACUGAUGCUUUUUGGGACUACAUUGCAAAGGCCACUGAGACAGCUGAUGACACCCUCCAUAUGAUCAGGAAGUCACAGCUUGGAGAGGAAAUCAAUGCCCGCCUAGCAGAGAGUGCUGAUGUAGCCAGCAAGUAUGCAGUCACUCUGCAGGAGCAGCUUCCCCCUGCAGCCCAGGACCUGAUGACCAAGAUCACAGCAGAAGCUGAUGUGCUCAGAAAUGUGCUGACCCAGGAACUGAGCAUGGUCAGGGGAAAGCUGGAACCUUACACAGAGGACAUGAAGGCCCAGAUCCAGCAGAGAGUGGAGCAACUGAAACAGGAACUGGCCCCCUACGCAGACUCCCUGGACUCAGAUGCUCUGAGAACCACCCUGAUGCAGAGGAGUGAGGAGCUGAAGAUCAACCUGGAGCAGAGUGUGAAGGACCUGCAAGCUCAGCUGGGUCCCUACACGGAUGACCUGAGGCAGAAAGUGGACAAGCAUCUGCAAGAUUUCCAAGAUAGCGUGGCUCCCAUGACCGAGAAGGUCCAGGUUGAGUUGAGUCAGAGAGCCAGUCUGGUGAAACAGAUUGUUGCCCCAUAUGCUGAAGACCUGAGGGUAAAGCUGGACCCCUACGCUCAGGACCUCCAGGCUCAGCUAAUGUCCCUCUACCAGUCCUUUGUCAAGGCCAACUAAGUGAACUUCCACACUAUGCUCCAUCAUGUAUCAAGAUGCUGGCCCUGUUUGGUCUACCUCUGCUUGAAGCAUGAAAUGUAUUGUACUGCAAAGCAAAUUAAACUGGACAACAACAUAA